Messenger RNA from Chaetomium strumarium, 2637 nucleotides. RefSeq names its product ankyrin repeat-containing domain protein. The record is from RefSeq and is a predicted model, not a curated record. The transcript is spliced from 2 exons. Lineage: Eukaryota; Fungi; Ascomycota; Sordariomycetes; Sordariales; Chaetomiaceae. Gene Ontology annotation, molecular function: protein binding. The coding region runs from base 1 to 2637 and encodes 878 amino acids.
AUGGAGUCCAUUCGUGCUGCGCUGCUCGGCCGCGCGAGUGAGCCCAGGCAAGCCAACCACAGGGCCGUCAAGCAGCAGCUUCUGGCCAAAGGGCUCCCGGAGUCUAUCAGCAAGCCCCUCGCCAUGAACGAACUGUGCUUCUGGACUGAACAGGAGGUAGACCGAGUCCUGAACCGCAUCCACGCCACUCCCGAAGAGAUCAAGGACCCGAACCUGCCCAGCUUCUCCAUCAAGCUCUCAGCCGCCGAGCUCUCCGCGGCGGCCGGUCCCAGCGACUUCAUCAAGCCGUCGUGGGAACAAGUCAAGGAGUCGGCUGCCGUGCUCGGCGCCCUCUGCGUGAACAGCAAGGGCGAGUUCCGACUGAAUCCGCCCGCGGGAUAUGCCGCGUUGUCGCAUGUUUGGGCCCAGGGCCUCGGAUCCGAUGCCCGCAACCGGGGCCUCCACAGGAGCCUCGUCGAGCAGGUGUUCCAGAAGGCAGAGCCGUUGGGCGUCGCCUGGAUCUGGACGGAUAGUCUGGCAAUACCCGGCGGCGGUGAUGAGCUCGGCUUCGUCGAAGAGGAGGCAAAGGCAACGCUUAUCAAUGCCAUGGCGGACAUUUACAGGAAGGCAAAGCAGGUUAUUGUUUUCGACUCCCUCGUUCUGCGGCUCGGCUCCGUCGACGAGGUGGACGUGGCAAUUGCCUUGUCCUGUGGGAGGUGGAUGACCAGGGUUUGGACGUACCAGGAGAUCAAGCUAGCUACGAACGCCAUCGUGGCCACGCGAGACGGCUUCGUCAGCUUCGCAGCCAUCGUCGCCACCCUCCGAAGUAAGGCGCACCAAGAGGUUGGCGAAGGCUAUGACGCCCGUAAGACCGGGCGCUUCCCCAGUCUUUUCAGAACAUUCUACCGACUGCAGCGUCAUGACCACCUCGGCAUCUCCCUGCCGGAUAUCGCUAUCGGCUGCGGAUAUCGCGAAGCCAGCGUCGAACUGGACUACGCGCGGUCACUCUUCCCUACACUGGGACUGGAAUGGCGGUUUGGCGACAACACCGACAUGGCGAUGAAAAAGGUCUACGAGGCCCAGAAACGCCACGCUAUGCGGCUGGUCCUCUUUCACGGCCCGCCGCGGGCCCCCUAUCCCGGCUGGGCGCCUGCGGUCUUUUCCGGCUUGGUGGACAGUAUCGUUAUCAGCCCGGGCAUUUGGAAGCUUCGUGGGAUGGCCCGCGAAUGGCUGACAACCAAGGUCAGAAGCAUUGUGCCGAGCAAGCCCGGAUGUGUGAUCCUCGAGCUGGAGAACGGGCAGAGCCCCGGCGCCUACUGCGCCUGCAACAUCAGCGUCGCCACGCAGGAACGGAGCCCCCGGAGCGUCGAGCUUUUUGAGGAGGCAGUUCGAAGCAGCACUGCAUAUCUGCUCAGCGAUGAGCCGCUUACUCCUACGCAACCAUUUGCUCGCGUCGGUCUUCUAGUGGAGAGAUUCACCAAGCCGGCCGAUCAUCAUGAGGGCUGGGUGUGCCUGACGUUGGCCAUAGGCGAGACUGAGGAGUCGUACGAGGCCGUGAAGCAAGAGUGGCUUCUUCUCCACGAGAAUCCCGCCAGUGACAAGGGGAAGCAGACCUCCGAGCUCAACUACCUGCUGGAACGCAAGGCACAGCCCGCACCGUCGGGAUUCAGAGUCGAGAAUCCACUCCACGCGGCGGCGCAGAACGGCGACGUCAGCGCCAUCGCAGCCAUCGCAGCCGGGCCGGGAUAUGUGGACGUAAAUGCACAAGACUCCCGAGGAUGGACGGCAUUGCACUACGCUGCCGCCGGCGGCCACUCCUCGGCUCUUUGCGCCCUCGUCCAGCAUAGAGCAAACCUCGCCAUCCCGACAGCCGACGGCGAGACUCCUCUGGUACUCGCGGUAGUCAACGGUCACGUAGACGCCGUCUGCGAGCUGGUUGACGCCGGCGCUGACGUGAACUACUUCGACCCUGCAGGUCCUUCUCCCCUCGUAGCGGCAGUGAAGCAAGGACAGAUCGAGAUGGUCAAACUACUACUCGCUCUCAACGCCGAUGUAUCCCUCGCCGAUGGGUACCAGAUGACCCCGCUCAUUGCCGCGACCUUCGAGUUCAAGGGGGAUGAUGAUGAUACCGACGAUGGCGUCCUGGCAGAGCUUCUCGGCGCCGGAGCCGACGUCAACCUCCUCGCUCCUUCUUCGGGGCUCAGCGCGCUGGAGGUCGCGGUCAGACAGGGGAACAUUCGUGUCGCAACGAAGCUGAUGGACCACCACGGGGCGGAUCCCAACGGAAGGCCGCCGCUGCUAUCUCCACUUCAGUAUGCGAUCGACGAUCGCAACGUCGCCAUGGCGGAAGCGCUCCUGGACCGCGGAGCGCAGCUGGCGGGGCCCGGUGGGCGGUUCGAGCAUGGCUGGACUGCCGUAAUGUGUGCCGCUGCCACGGAUGAUGUUGCUAUGGGAAGGCUGUUGCUUCGUCGGGGUGCUGACUUGUAUGCCGUUGCUGGGGAGGAGAAGUGGACGGCGCUUCAUGUCGCGGCGGCGAAGGGGAAUAAGCUGUUCUUUAAGUGGGUGGUUAUGGAGAGCGAGGCUAGUGGGCAUAGGUGGGAGGAGGAGCUGGAUUGGGAGGGAAGGAGUGCGUUUCAGUUGCGGACGUGGGAGUGUUGA